Archocentrus centrarchus (flier cichlid) is the source of this 2207-nucleotide messenger RNA. RefSeq names its product cysteine and glycine-rich protein 1b (gene csrp1b). Gene Ontology annotation, cellular component: Z disc; cytoplasm; nucleus. NCBI's taxonomy places the organism in Eukaryota, Metazoa, Chordata, Actinopteri, Cichliformes, Cichlidae. The record is from RefSeq and is a predicted model, not a curated record. The transcript has 6 exons. Gene Ontology annotation, biological process: sarcomere organization; muscle tissue development. Bases 133 to 711 code for a protein of 192 amino acids. Gene Ontology annotation, molecular function: structural constituent of muscle; actinin binding.
UCCCGGCUCCUCCCUCAGUUCGGCCUGGGCCUCCCUCUGUUUCUCUGCUAACAAGUGUCUGUUCUCAGCUCAGCUGUCUCACAUUUUCAUCAAACACCCACAGAGAGGAGCAAGGUUUUACUUUGUUACAGAAUGCCUUUAGGGGGAGGAAAUAAGUGUGGCUGCUGCCAGAAAACCGUCUACUUCGCUGAGGAAGUGCAGUGCGAGGGGAAGAGCUGGCAUAAAUCCUGUUUUCGCUGCAUGGUAUGUAAGAAAAACUUGGACAGCACAACUGUGGCUGUUCAUGUUGACGAGAUCUACUGCAAGUCCUGCUAUGGCAAGAAAUAUGGGCCAAAAGGAUAUGGCUACGGAGGUGGAGCCGGCACGCUGAGUAUGGACACAGGAGAGGGUCUUGGAAUCAAGCCUGAAGUACAAGCUGCUCAUCACCCUACAAAUAACCCCAACACCUCCAAAUUUGCCCAGAAAGCAGGAGGCUCAGACAUGUGUCCUCGCUGUGGAAAGACAGUGUACGCAGCAGAGAAGGUCAUCGGGGGAGGCAAUUCGUGGCACAAGAGCUGCUUUCGAUGCGCCAAGUGUGGAAAAGGUCUGGAGUCCACAACCCUCGCUGAUAGAGACGGGGAGAUCUACUGUAAAGGUUGCUACGCAAAGAACUUUGGUCCCAAGGGCUUUGGCUUCGGUCAGGGUGCAGGAGCUCUUGCUCAUUCCCAGUGAAGCCUGAAGCCUCAGCUCACCUGGGACUGACAUCUGGCAGGCUCUGAUAUCACAGCUUCCGGGAUCUUUCAGUCAAUAUGUAACUUAUUUUACGCUGCCCUUUCACUUUAGCUACAGGCAAUGAAAAAAAUGACAGAAGCACACAUCUUUGAGCAUGUUCACUAAGCAGAGUGUGCUCCUUAUUUCAUGUUGCAUUCAACUCCAGUGUACAACCCCUAAUUCCCCAAAAGUUGGGAUGCUAUGUGGGAUAAAGUGUAAAUAAAAAAAGAAUGCAAUGAUUUGCAAAACUUAUAAAUCUAUAUUUUAUUCACAGUGGAACACAGAAAAUGUUUAAACUGAGACGUUUUACUAUUGUGGCCUUUUUAGCUGGCAGCAACAUGUCUCAAAAAAAAUUAGGAUGGCACAACAAAAGAUGGCAACAAGUGGCACUAAAAAGAACCAGCUGGAGGAACAUUUUACUAAUUAGGCUAACUGGCAGCAUGACAUGAUUGGUUAUAUUAAAAAAAAAAAAAAAGCAUCUCAGAGAGGCAAAGUUUCUCAGAUGUAAAGAUGGGCAGAGGUUCAUCAAUCUGGAAAACACUCAAUCUACAAAUUGUGAAAUUAAGACUCAUCUACGGUACAUAAUAUCACCCAAAAAUUCUGAGAAUCUGAAGAAAUCUCUGUGCACAAGGGACAAGGCUGAAAAUCAGUAUUGGAUGCCCGUGAUCUUCAGGGACCUACAUUAAAAACAGACAUGAUUGUCAUUGUAAUCGCAGCAUGGGCUCAGGAGCAAUUCUAGAAAUCACUGUACGUGAACACAGUUUGCUGUGCCAUCCACAGAUGAAAGUUAAAGGUCUAUCAUGCAAAGAAGCCAUAUGUGAACACAAUCUACCACCGCUGUCUUCUCAAAGCUCAUUUAAAAUGGACUGAGUCUGUUCUGUGGUCUGACAAAAUUCUUUUUGGAAAACAUGGGCGCUGCCUCCUCCGGGCUAAAGAAGAGAGGGACCAUCCCACUUGUUAUCAGUGCUCAGUUGAAAAGUCUGUAUCUCUGAUGGAAUGGGGGUGCAUUAGCGGCUUGCGCAUCUGGAAAGACGACAUUGAUGCUGAAAGGUGUAUAUAUAGACUUUAUAGCAACAUAUACUUCCAUUAUGAUGUCCAUUUCAGGGAAGGCCUUGCAUGUGUCAGCAAAACAAUGCUAAACCACAUAUUGCAUCUAUUCCAACAGCAUGACUUCACAGUAGAAGAGUCUGGGUACAGAACUGGCUUGCCAGCAGUCCAGACCUCAUGCCAAUUGAAAACAUGUGAGAAAGACGACCCAGCAGCUAGAAUCCUAUAUCAGACAGGAAUGGGACAACAUUCCUCCCUCAAAAGUCCAGUAAUUGGUUUCCUCAGAUGUUUAUGGACUGUUGUUAAAAGGGGAUGCUACACAGUGGCAAACAUGACCCUGUCCCAACUUUUUGAAGUGUUGCUGCCAUCAAAUUCAAAAUGACUUUUUUUUUUUAAAUAAUUUUUUCCCC